This is a messenger RNA of Cinara cedri, 1332 nucleotides long. Lineage: Eukaryota; Metazoa; Arthropoda; Insecta; Hemiptera; Aphididae. The record is from the annotation of a GenBank genome assembly.
CAUAAAUUACCAAAAUAAUUAGAACUCGGUGUAGUGUUAUUUAAUGUUUAUUUUAAAUUUUUAAGAAAAAUGUAAAGAUUUAUUUUUAAUCAAAUAUGUAAACGCCCUGAUUUACAUUUUAAAUCUGUAAUGUAUCUAUUAAUGUUUCUUGAUUUUAUCCCUAUUAAAACGUUACUUUAGUUAUUUAACUGUAAGUAAAUAUUUUAUUUAAAAUUGUUAAGAAUUUUUCAUAGUAUAUACAAUAGUUUAUAUUAUAUUAAUGGAUUUAAAAAGUAUAUUAAACACAUUUCCUUCAAAAUACUUUGUUUAUUGCUUUGCAUAUGGAUCCGGUGUGUUUCAACAAGCCGGUCGUACAGAUCGAGCAAUGGUGGACUUGAUAUUUGUUGUGAACAAUACAUAUGAUUUUCAUCGCAACAAUUUAAUAGUCAAUCCAGAUCAUUAUUCAGCACUUCGUUGGCUUGGAGCAUCUGUCAUAUCAAGUAUUCAAACUUCAUUUGGCGCUAAUGUGUAUUUCAAUACGCAUGUCAGAGUCGGUGAUUUAAAAUUCAAGUACGGUGUAAUAGAUGUGAACGAUUUUUGUCAGGAUUUGCAAUCGUGGUGCACUCUUUAUAUUGCUGGCCGACUUCAUAAACCUGUACUAACGUUACACGAUGUAGGACUAAGUGACUUGGUCAUGUGUAAUCUAAAAAGUGCAGUGCAUGCUGCAUUACUACAGUUACCCGACAAGUUUUCAGAGCAAGACCUGUACACUACAAUAUCGGGUCUAUCAUAUCGAGGAGAUUUCCGUAUGAUCAUUGGUGAAGACAAAAACAAAGUCGCAAACAUUGUUCAGCCCCAAAUGGAGCAGUUUAGAAUGCUUUACACACCAGUUUUUACAUUAAUGAGUGACAGGCUGCUUUUUAUAAAUUCAUUUGUAGAGCAAGACAAGAGUGUAGAAAGUAAAUUUUAUCAUUUACAAAGGUUACCAAAAAAUGUGAAGAAUUUUUUACUUAGGUCUUACAAUAAGAAAUGUGACAAUGAGAAUAGUGUGUUACAAGGACUAGCAAAGCAAGAUGAUGUUGGUAAAAUUGUAAGCAAUAGUAUUUAUAGAAUAGUAUUUUUUUCGAGUCUUGUACAAAGUAUUAAAGGAAUACCAACAGCUGGUCUACUAAAAUCUGUUGUUUAUAGUUAUAAUAAGUUAAAUAAAAUGGUGAAAUCUAUGUUCUUAUAAUACAAGUUAAGACAAUUAUUUUAAUUUAUUAUAGUUACCGUUUUUGGUAUAGUGAUAGGGCUAUUAUAUUAUUGUAUUAAGUAGUUAAAAUGACAUGAAACAUAAAUACAGAUGAAUGUUUU